UUUUUUUAAUAAUGGGUUAUAGAGUAUGAUUCCAAAUGAUACAUUUUUUCACUGAAGCACUAUCAAUCAUAAAUACCCAUUACUUGGUUUUCUGGUUUUUCCUUUUUGGGUGUUGCAACUGCAGUAGGAUCCUAGAAACCGUUUGUAUUGAGCCGUUUGUUGUUGUGUUUGGUGGUGGAGCAGAGAUGGAUUCUUAUGAUCACAAUCCUUCGGAGCUAGAAAUGGGUGGAGGACCAGUCAAGCGGACCAGGAAUGGUGAUAAGGAGUCCGGUGGCCCUGAUCGGGAUAGUGCAUGGGUAGAGAAAAAUGAAGAAGAUGAGAAGGAUUUGAGUGUUGAAAAGUUGUUUGAGAGCAAGAAGGUGCCUCCAUGGUGGGAGCAGAUCACAUUUAGAGGAAUGUUUGUGAGCAUGUUGAUGGGUAUCAUGUUCAGUAUAAUUGUCAUGAAAUUAAACCUCACUACAGGGAUCAUUCCUUCUCUGAAUGUUUCUGCCGGCUUGAUUGGAUUCUUUUUCAUGAGAACAUGGACAAAAAUGUUGGACAAAGUGGGUUUACUCAAAACUCCAUUCACAAGACAAGAGAAUACUGUCAUUCAGACCUGUGUGGUUGCUUGCUAUGGCAUCGCAUUCAGUGGAGGAUUUGGCACAUACCUCUUGGGUAUGAGUAGAAAAAUGUAUGUGAAGGCAGGAGGUAGUGCUACUCCAGGGAAUUCCGCCAAUGACAUAAAGGACCCUAGUCUUAGCUGGAUAAUAGGUUUUCUAUUCACUGUUAGUUUUAUGGGUUUACUUGCUGUGGUGCCUCUAAGAAAGAUAAUGGUGAUAGAUUAUAAGUUAACUUAUCCCAGCGGCACAGCAACUGCUAUCCUCAUCAAUGGAUUCCAUACACCUCAAGGUGACAAGAUGGCCAAGAAGCAAGUGAAAAGCCUUGGACAAUAUUUUGCAUUCAGCUUUCUUUGGGGAUUUUUUCAGUGGUUUUUUACUGCGGGAGAUGGCUGUGGUUUUGUAAACUUUCCUACAUUGGGAUUGAGAGCUUUAGAGCAAAGAUUUUAUUUUGAUUUCAGCAUGACAUAUGUUGGAACUGGGAUGAUCUGUCCUCACCUUGUAAAUGUAUCUUUGUUGUUGGGAGCAAUCAUGUCUUGGGGUCUCAUGUGGCCCCUAAUUAAGAACAACAAAGGAGACUGGUAUACAGCCUCUGAUACCAGCAUGCAGGGCCUUCAAGGCUAUAAGGUUUUUAUAUCCAUUGCUCUUAUUUUGGGGGACGGACUCUACAGUUUCAUAAAAAUCCUAUACAUAACUCUGAGCAAUAUGUAUGGUGAAUGGAAGAAGAAAAAAAUAGGUCAGACAGAGAUUCCUGUAGUGUCAACCAACAAUGAUGAGCAACGAACAGGAGAAGCAGUGUCAUAUGAUGAGCAGCGAAGGAACGAAAUGUUUAUGAAGGACAGAAUUCCUCUGUGGGUUGCAGGAUCGGCAUACAUUGCUUUGGCUGCCAUAGCCAUGGGGAUCAUCCCAAAGAUCUUUCCUCCUGUAAAAUGGUACUAUGUCUUAGUAGCCUACACAUUUGCACCAGUGCUUGGUUUUUGUAAUGCUUAUGGAUGUGGGCUCACGGAUUGGAGCUUGGCCUCCACUUAUGGGAAAUUAGCACUGUUCAUAUUUGGAGCUUGGGCAGGUAAGGACGAUGGUGGAGUAAUUGCAGGUUUAGCUGCAUGUGGUGUAAUGAUGUCUAUAGUCAACACAGCAUCAGAUUUGAUGCAGGAUUUUAAGACUGGAUACCUAACGCUCUCAUCACCGAGAUCUAUGUUUGUUAGCCAGGUUAUCGGAACAGCAAUGGGGUGCGUAAUUGCACCUUCCACCUUCUGGCUAUUCUACAAGGCUUUCGAUGUAGGAGGUGAUGGUGAAUACGCAGCUCCAUAUGGGUUGAUUUACAGAAACAUGGCCAUUUUGGGAGUUGAAGGAUUUGGAGCCCUUCCUAAACACUGUCUUACUCUUUGUUAUUGCUUCUUUGCAUUCGCCAUUGUAGUCAAUCUGAUCAGAGACCGUGUGCCAAAGAAAGUAUCUCAAUAUAUUCCUCUUCCAAUGGCCAUGGCUAUACCGUUCUACCUUGGGGGUUACUUUGCAAUUGAUAUGUGUGUGGGCACUACCAUAGUGUAUAUAUGGCAGAGAAUAAACCGCAAGAGCGCUGAUAUCCUAGUUCCUGCUGUGGCUUCUGGUCUCAUAUGUGGAGAUGGCAUAUGGACUCUGCCUUCCUCUAUUCUUGCUCUUGCUAAAGUCAAUCCUCCUAUCUGCAUGAAAUUCCUGUCGAGAAAACAAAAUGUUAAGGUUGAUGUCUUUCUAGGAAGCUAAGUGGAAGCAAUUCAAUACUACAGAAUCAAGUGUGAUCUAGGUAUGUAUAUAAAUAUAUAUAAUUAAAAUAGAAGCCAUGGAUUUCGUACUCCUUGAAGGGAAACCCUUCUGUUGACAAUUGUAAUAUGGUUUCUAAAUUUUUCACGAAAAAGUACUUUGGUUGA
Messenger RNA from Cryptomeria japonica (Japanese cedar), 2500 nucleotides. RefSeq names its product probable metal-nicotianamine transporter YSL12. Lineage: Eukaryota; Viridiplantae; Streptophyta; Pinopsida; Cupressales; Cupressaceae. Bases 36 to 2336 code for a protein of 766 amino acids. Gene Ontology annotation, molecular function: oligopeptide transmembrane transporter activity. The transcript is spliced from 7 exons. The record is from RefSeq and is a predicted model, not a curated record. Gene Ontology annotation, cellular component: membrane.